This is a messenger RNA of Physeter macrocephalus (sperm whale), 7980 nucleotides long. It is a transcript of the gene GPR68, whose product is annotated as G protein-coupled receptor 68. Gene Ontology annotation, biological process: G protein-coupled receptor signaling pathway; cellular response to pH. Lineage: Eukaryota; Metazoa; Chordata; Mammalia; Artiodactyla; Physeteridae. Gene Ontology annotation, cellular component: membrane. The record is from RefSeq and is a predicted model, not a curated record. Gene Ontology annotation, molecular function: G protein-coupled receptor activity. Bases 6107 to 7222 code for a protein of 371 amino acids. The transcript is spliced from 3 exons.
UCAGAAACAGCCCCUGGGGCUUCCCUGGCGGUUCAGCGGUUAAGACUCCGCUCUUCCACUGCAGGGGGCACGGGUUCGAUCCCUGGUCGGGGAGCUAAGUUCCCGCAUGCCGCGCUGCACGGCCGAAAGAAAAAAGAAAAAAUAGCCUCUAUGUCUACAGGCACCACUGCAUUGUAACAAGGCAGAGGCUUCUGGUGCAGGUGACAGAGGAGCAUUUGCUUGGAGGCCCAGGCCCCACAGAGGGGGAUAUUUCCUGGGCCCCCAACCAAAACAGGCCCCCGUCAGGACUGUAGUGAUUCACUCUCUGGAGAAGAUGAAACCACAGAUCACCCAACAAAACAGGGAGAAUGCACAUCCUCAGUGACCCCCGCUCAUGGUGGACGUUGGCUUCCUGGCUCUAUAGCAACAUUCCUACAGUCAGCUUCCAAGGGGACACCUUGGAGGGAGGAGGUUAAGCCAAAAUAGCACCGCAGCCGAUUUGGAGAAUCACAGCUCUAUUAUUUAGCUGUAAGACCCUAUCUAGAGCCUUUGCCCCUUUGGGCCUGAGUUUCCCCAUCUGUAAAAUGAGGAGGCUGAGCCAGGUGACCUCCAGGGGUCCCACCGGCCCUGCUGUGCUGAGGGAGUUUAGGAAACAGUCCUGAGAGCCGGAAGACCCCAUGAGGCCAGAGCCCCGUGCUUGCUCCCGGCUCUGGACCACGCUGUUUACAGACAGCGAUGCUCGCCUUACUCAUGACCCAGAGAAUUCCUCUGAUGCGGGAAUUCCAGAGAAUUCCUCUGAUGCCGUAGCUCUGUUGGUCUGCAGAACAGGAUCCACCCGCCUCCACAUCAGUUCUUCUCCUCCUGGCCGCCCUCUGGAAUCGCCCAGAGAGCUUUUUUAAAAACACUGGCGCUGGCACCUUGUCUCCAGAGAGUGUGAUUUAAUUCGUCUGGGGUGGGGCCUGGGCAAUGGUGUUAUUUUUUAUAAGCUCCCGGGUAUUUGCUAAUGUAGUGUGACCCACUGACCCAGAUGUUGGCUGCUAGCUGCUGCAGGGUGACUGCCCGGGGUGGGGGAGUGGAAACAAGCUUCCUCUGCCCUUGCCGAUGUGCCGUUGCUGUUGUGUCCGUGGUACUUUCUAGUUAUCUGAGUGUCAGCCUGUCUGGCUCAAGUCAAGAUCCCUGGCUCAGGGGUUCAACAUCCUGUAUCUCCUGGUGUCUUGUAGGUGCUCAAAGGUGGUUGGAUGGGUAGAAUCAGCGCACCCCGCUCCUCCUGCAUCCCCCAAGUCCCUGGGGUCCCUGCCCCUAAUUCAGGCUUUAGCAUUCCCCGCAAGGUCUGGGGUGUGCGGAAGGCAGGCCCGGGGUGCCUGCAGGGAGCUGUCCGGCCGCCCUCAUCCUCUGGCUGGCGAGCGUUCCUCACAGCCACCCAGCCUGACACCAGAUCUGAGUUCACAUGAUUCUGCCUCAGCUCGGGAAUGGGCAGCCUCCAGCGGGGAUUUUCUAGUCUGAACUGGGAGGAGUGGCCAGCGGGAGAUCGCAGGAGGGGGAGCUUGGGUCCUGGCUGCAGGGUCACCCGAGGGGGGUCCGCCAGGGCUGGGCCAGGGGCGUUCUCCUCCCCGGGCCUCUGCGAGCGAGCGAGCCCUGGGAGGAAGCCGGCUCUUUGAGGUUUGAGGGCAGAGCUUUGGCGGGCGGGCAGAGUCAGAGAGGACCCAGAUCCCCUGAGGCUGUUCCUCCCUCACCUGGCGGCAACCACAGUCCCCUUCCUGGGGUCCGGACCCUGAGCAGGCAGGGGUCAGUCCAGCUGUUUCCAAACAGGAUCAUGACCCAUGAGCGGCUCAGGAAAUCAAUUUAGCAGCUCACGCCCUUAAGAAAAACAAAAUAGAGUAGAAUGAUCAGAGUGCAUGGCAAGUGGUAGGGUAAGUACUGCUCUGGGUCUAUGUGUGUCUGUGUGUGUGAUGUCUCUUUGUGCUGGUUACAGUGACAAGUGCAUUCCUCACUGUGGUCUGUGGUCAAAAGAGCUCAAAGGCAGCGAGUUGGUGCCUAGAAGCCUGGGUUCUGGAUGUAGAUCCACCCCACUUACUGUAUGAGCUUGAGCAACUAGGUUAGCCUCUCUGGGCUUCAGAUUCUGUGAAAUGGGUUCACAGUGUCAGCCCCAUCGACUCACAGCAACUUUGUGAGCCCAGAUGGGAUUGAACUCUGAGACCCUUAUGAGGGCUUUAGAAAUGAGAUUGUCUCCUUGCUGUUGCUGGAUUGAGGCUGUUUCGGGGAAAGCUGGGGACUAAGGGGAAGAUGCAGCCUGAUUCUACACCCACCCCAGAGGGAAACAUCAACAGCCUCUGAAAAGGGUACUUUUAGGAAAUGGAGCAGCCCUGUUUAAAGCGUGUUUAAAUACACUGAGGAAACUCCCCAGCUCGGCAUGCUGGGGGCUCCCCUGAGCAGGGCUGCCGGGCCAGUGACUAACUGUGUGUGUGCCAGUGUGCCACCACUGGGAAGAGACGGGUGACAGAUUAAACCACUGUUUAUGCGGCAGCUGAACGGCACUGGGCACCUCUGCCUUCUGGUUUGGAAUGUGCAGGCGGCUCCCAGCUUGAGUCAGAGGCCCUUCAUGCCUUUGGGAGCUUAACUGCUCUUGGACGUUCGAGUCCUCGGAGGCCUCUAUGCUGAUGGGCGUUUGUCUAACAGUUUUGCUCUUAGUGUUGUGCUGCUUCCUGUGUAGUCUCUCGGUUUCUUAGCUGGAUGAUGAAAUGAGGUAGAUGCAGCAGCUCUGUGUUUUGAUUCUUUGCCCCAAUCCCCUCCACCUUGGGGAUCCCAGCCCCGGGCACACAGUAGGUUUUCCUCCAUGGGUGGUGAGGAAAUGGUUGACCUGCCAGGUGCAGGGGGCUGGCCCAAGCCCAAGCCUGGUGGCCUCGUGUUGGCAUAUGUAUGGACUGGAGCCUGGCAAAGCCUGGAGGUGAGGGCGGUCACUCUGUAACAACUGUGAUGAACAGAAAGACAGCACGGUGUGAAGGAAAGCGUGGACCAGUCUGAGUUCAAAACCUGGCCUACGUCGUAGCUGUGGAACUGUUGCCGAAAGCUCAGCUUCUCCGUACACCAGAGCCGAAUUGAAUCUUGGAGACAGAGUUUUGGGUGAAGUAGAAAAGGAUAGCUUUAUUACUUUGCCAGGCAAAGGGGGACCCUGGGCAGGGCGGGGGGGAGGGUCCCACCUCGAAAAACUAUGUGUUCCAAUCCCAGAGGAUGUGAUGAAGGGUUUUAUAGCAAUGGUUCAAGGGUGGGAUCUCUGACAAGAUAAGGGUCUGCGUAGGGCCUGCACUCCUUUAAUCUUGUCUCAGGUGGUUGGUCUCCUAAUCUUUCUUUUUUUUUAAAUUAAUUAACUUAUUUAUUUAUUUUUGGCUGUGUUGGGUCUUCGUUUCUGUGCGUGGGCUUUCUCUAGUUGCGGCGAGCGGGGGCCACUCUUCAUCGCGGUGCGCGGGCCUCUCUUGUGGAGCACAAGCUCCAGACGCGCAGGAUCAGUAGUUGUGGCUCACGGGCCUAGCUGCUCCGCGGCACGUGGGACCUUUCCGGACCGGGGCACGAACCCGUGUUCCCUGCAUUGGCAGGCAGAUUCUCAGCCACUGCGCCACCAGGGAAGCCCUGGUCUCCUAAUCUUGAUGAGCUUCUCUGGUCCGUUUAAUUUUGUCUCAGGUGGUUUCUUGGCUGCUCCUCCCUUGAUUAGCCACUGUUCCAAUCUGCCCUUUGGAACUCAGGGAAGGUCACGGAGGCUGGAGUCUUGCCUACAAGAAACAGGGGAUAAAAAAAGGCCUCCAUGCCCGGGAACCCUGAAGGGCCCCACUUGGUUUCAGAAUCUUGAGCAGCCUCAGUUUGUUCAUCUGUAAAAUGGGCGCUGGUGAGAGUAGUGUUGAGAGAGAGAAUGAAUGCGCAAAAACAUUCCUGGAAUGUGGAGGGCUCUCACUCGGUAUGGCUUGGUCCUUCCAUCCCAUCUACGUGUUUCCAUUUAUAGAACACUUUGCACCCACUGUGCCUUUGAUUUGGGGGAGCCAGCUUUCUGUGGACAGCAGGUAGAGAAGGGACAUUCCUGGCAAGAUGUAGUUUCCGUGGAGGGGUGCCUGUCCUCAGGGAGUGGCAAAAGGGAGGGCUGGUUGUGAUGAGGCCCGGGUGAAAAAGCAGGGCCCUCUGCGACCAGCUCCGGCAGCUUAAGCAGAUGCUAGGGGGCUGGAGAGGAGGCCACAGUGAUUCCUCCCUCUCACUUUUCUGUUUCUAUUAAUAAUGUUUCCAUUGUCCCAGCACCCACCUCAAAACCCCUUUUACCCAUCCAUCCAUUCAUCCAUCUGUCCACCUGUUCACUCAUCCGUCUAUCCACCUACCCCCUCAUCCUUCCAUUUAUUCAUCUUAUUCAUCCAACUACCCAUCCAUCCAUCCAUCCAUCCCCUCAUCCACCCACCUACCUCUUCACACAUCCAUCCAUCUAACAGAUAAUUUGGGGGAGAUUACGAGGACCAAGCACUGAAGAACAUCUCAGAUUUGUCCCUGAUUGUCCCCAGCUCCUCCUCACUAGUUGACAGUUUCUACAGCUGUUUGUUGUCCCCUCUCUGGCCACGCCCUCCUCACACCUAGCUGUUUGUGCCAAGCUACUUUCAGUUCCACACAGGUGCCCGUUCUCUCUCUCUCUCUGGCAUUUGGCCUGUUGCAUGCACUAUUUCCACAGGCAGAAACUCCCCUCUUCCCUGGCUGCCCUUCCCCCUUCUUCUGGUCUUUGAGUAGAGUGCUGCUCAGGAAGGCUUUUCUAGCUGGGUUAGUUCACCUCCUGUGAACUCCCUUAAUGUCCUGUACUCUCCCUGGGAGCUAAUCCUCUCUUUUCUUCUCCCCUCUCCCAUGAGACUAAAAACAACUUGAAUUACGCCAGGGGCCAGUGUCUAGUACAGUGCCUUCCAUAUAAUAAUAGACACUCAAUAAGUAUUUGCUGUAACAACGAAUAAGUCAACGAGUGGAUGGGUGGAUGGACAGAUGGAUGGAUGAUUGGAGAGCCAUUGAAGGGUCUGAAGCAGGAGUGAUUAGGUUAGGUUUCUGUUUUAGAGGAUGGCUUUGAGGGUGGUGCGGUGGAGACAGGGAAUCCCAUAGGAGGCCGUGCACUGAUUCUGGGGAGGCAGUCUUGACCAAGCCAAUCUGGGGGGCACUGGGGAGGGAGCUAAAAGAGGAGGAGACGGAUGUGGGAAAUAUUUAGGAGUCGAAAAUGGUAGAACUGAGUAAUCAAGUGGAUGCUGUGGACGAAGAUGAGGGAGGAAGCUGAAGGCCAGCCAUCCAACAUGAGUGACUGGGCAGGAGGAGAUGCCACCUCCAAGAACAGACUAGUGGAGAAAAUGAUGAAAGCAGGGUGGGCCUCACAGAGCGUGCCCUGUGCAGCGGAAAGAAGCUGGUUCUGUCAGCCUUCCACCCGGGGGUGGGGAGGACGUCUGGGAGUCAUCAGAGUGUUGACGGCAUUGACAUCACAGAGGCGAUGCCGUGUGUGUGUGGAGGAGGUGUUUUCCUCGAAACGUCGUAUGUGUUUCUUCUUUGCCCUGCAGACUUGAGUAUUUCUGGCUUUGCUUGCCCGAAUUCGCUUAUCAUCAGCCUGCGAAAGCGGAACCCACCAACGGUCACACCAGCCCGCCUCACACAUGCGUACACUCAGCAUUAGCAAAUGAUACGCUUCGGCCAGGUGACUCUCAACGAAUUCCUAAGACCUGACAGGACGUGUUUUCACUUUGGUUUCCUUUGCCUGAUUUUGUUGGCGCCCGGGAGCCCGUGCUGAUGAAUGGAUUUUUAUCUUCCUGUGGGUAGAUUUUAUGUGGACUGCGGAGAACCCGAGACUGGCUGUGGGCAAGUGACUUCCCCUUUCGAACCUCAGUCUCCUCAUCUGUAAAAUGGGGAAGUGGCAUUCACUUAUUCAUUCUAGAAGUACUCAGGAGUGCCCGUGGUGUGCCAGGCACUGUUCAAGGUGCACAAGGCCCUCUUGGAAUUUACAUCCUCGUGGAGGAGACAAAUCAUCAGCAGGCAGACAAGGCCUUACCCAUCACCAAUGAGGCCCAGCCUUUGCUACAGCUUGAACCACAUCCUAGAAACAAGAUGGCGGUAGAGAGACUGGUGCAUUCCUGAGCCCAUGAUGGGUGAGGCCCCUUCAGGCCCAAAGAUGGGGAACAUCACUGGAGACAACGGCUCGCUGAGCUGUGCCAUCGACCACACCAUCCACCAGACGCUGGCGCCGGUGGUCUAUGUCACGGUGCUGGUGGUGGGCUUCCCAGCCAACUGCCUGUCCCUCUACUUCGGCUACCUGCAGAUCAAGGCCCGGAAUGAGCUGGGCGUGUACCUGUGCAACCUGACAGUGGCCGACCUCUUCUACAUUUGCUCGCUCCCCUUCUGGCUGCAGUACGUGCUGCAGCACGACAACUGGUCCCACGGCGACCUGUCCUGCCAGCUGUGCGGCAUCCUCCUGUACGAGAACAUCUACAUCAGCGUGGGCUUCCUCUGCUGCAUCUCCAUCGACCGCUACCUGGCCGUGGCCCAUCCCUUCCGCUUCCAUCAGUUCCGCACCCUGAAGGCCGCCGUGGGCGUCAGCGUGCUCAUCUGGGCCAAGGAGCUGCUGACCAGCAUCUACUUUCUCAUGCACGAAGAGGUGGUGGAGGACCGGGACCGGCACCGCGUCUGCUUCGAGCACUACCCGCUCGAGCCCCGGCAGCGCAGCAUCAACUACUACCGCUUCCUGGUGGGCUUCCUCUUCCCCAUCUGCCUGCUACUGGCCUCGUACCGGGGCAUCCUGCGGGCCGUGCGCCGCAGCCACGGCACCCAGAAGAGCCGCAAGGACCAGAUCCAGCGGCUGGUGCUCAGCACCGUGGUCAUCUUCCUGGCCUGCUUCCUGCCCUACCACGCGCUGCUGCUUGUGCGCAGCCUCUGGGAGUCCAGCUGCCACUUCGCCAAGGGCAUCUUCGACGCCUACCACUUCUCCCUGCUCCUCACCAGCUUCAACUGCGUGGCCGACCCCGUGCUCUACUGCUUCGUCAGCGAGACCACGCACAGGGACCUGGCCCGCCUCCGUGGGGCCUGCCUGGCCUUCCUCACCUGCGCCAGCACGGCCCGGGCCCGGGAGGCCUACCCAUUGGGCACCCCCGAGCCCUCAGGGAAGAACGAGGAGCCCAACGUGCUGACGAAGCUCCACCCGGCCUUCCAGACCUCUCAACCACCCGGAGCGGGAGGGUCCCCAGCGGGCGGACUGGCCUAGCUGUGUCGCCCCAUCACCCGCGUGCGGGGCGAAGCAAGGCCUGAGCGUGCUCGACAGCUGCUGCCCACUUGGCCAAGGCAGGUGCCUCUUGCUGCUGGAGGGGACGAUGGACCUGGGCCGCGGGGCCCUGGGUCUGGGCCGCAGCACAACCUCCCUGGUUCCAGGGAACCUGCUGUGGCUGCCGAGUCCGACGGGGCUGCUUGUUGAGUGUGGGGAUAGGCCCCGACAGUGCGUGGGGGUCGUCUGCUGCCAGCUGGGCGGCUGGUGGGAGGGAGACCUGCUCACCUCCAGGAGGUUUUCAAAGAGAAGCUCGGGUGGGGGACGCAGAGUGUGAGGACAUGGAGAGAGGGGCCUGGGAGAUGAGAGUGGCUCCCUGGGGGCACACCUGCCCGGGCCUUCCAAUGCCGUUGUCACAGAUGACACCGGUCCAAAUGCACUGGUGUAAUCGGGGGUGGGGGGGGGCGUGACACACGAAAGUGUAUUGUCAUCAUUCAUACUUGAGCCUCACUCCACGAAGGGGUGGGAAGGAAGAUGAGUGGGCCCGGAGGUUGGACGGGGAGAAGGCAUGUAGGGAGGGGUUUGGGGCACUGAGAGUGUGUGUUUGUGGGGGACAGUGGGGGAGUAACAGGAGGAGGCGAGGCACCAGAUACAGCCAAGUCACAGUUUCACGCGCGAGGAGAGUUGAGCAGAUUCCCGAAGCCCCAGGGCUGAUGGAAAACAAAUCCUGGGGCUCCCUGGGGCUCCCUGGGGCCCCCUAG